AUGACCGAGAAUCUGGCCUUCGAAGGCUUGGUCCCCAACGAAUACUUCACUCACGAUGGCCGCCUGGGCUCUUUCCAUCAGGUUUAUCCUGCACCGAAGCGCCGCCAAUCAGGCGCGACGAAGGGCGGCAAAAACCUCACAUGGCCGCACAUGAAGUAUCUCUUACCAGAAGAUCUCGCGAAAGCAGGUUUUGUCUGGCGCCCGUUCCCUGACAACCCCGACAACGUUGCAUGCUUCUUGUGCAACAAAUCUCUCGACGGCUGGGAAGAGGGUGAUAGGCCUCUCGAGGAGCACUUGAAGCACUCCCCUGACUGCGGGUGGGCAAUUGUCGCUGGCAUCGAAGCCAACCUGAACGGUCUGUCUUCUGAAGACCCUGCCAGCGCUAGAAUGAUUGCGGCCAGGAAGGCGACCUUCGAUGGACGCUGGCCACAUGAGGGAAAGAGGGGCUGGAAGAACAAGAUCAAGCAGCUCGCCGAAGCAGGAUGGAAGUACACGCCUUCCCUUGAAUACAACGAUAUGGCGACCUGCACCUACUGCGAGCUUGCUUUGGACGGUUGGGAGCAAAACGACAAGCCAAUGGACGAACACUUCAACCGAUCCCCCGAGUGCCCGUAUUUCUCACUGGUAAAUCAGUACGCCUCCACGAGGAAGACAAAGAGCAAGGCAGCCCGCGGCUCAAAGACCACAUCAAGACUAUCCGUACAAUCAGUUGCAACAUCGGUCUCCGACAUCACAUCGAUAACAGACGUUCCUGCAGAGUUCGACGACAGCAUCUUGACAACGAAUUCCACAAUGGGCGGCAAGAAAGGCUCUCGUGUCAAAAAGACCACAACCGCAAAGGGCAGGAAGACGAAGGCAAAGAAAGACGAGCCUGUUGAGGUCGUCGAGGAUGAAGCCAUGCCGGAAGAGGAAAUUGCACCACCGCCGCCGAAGCCUACCCGAGGGCGCAAACGGGCGAGCGACGACGUGGACGAUUCCGCACUCACCAUCUCUGAAGCACCUGCACCCAAGAAGCGUGCGGGCCGCGGCCGUCCCAAGGUUGCGGCUGACAGCUCGACUAUUGAACAGUCACAACAAGACAUCAGCAUUGCCGAUGCGCCACCGCCAGCAAAGGCACCGAAAGGCCGCAAGACUGCACGCGCGUCUGGGACCAAGGGAUCACGGAAGGCCUCAGGGACGUCACAGAGGUCAAACGCCUCAACGGCAUCUUUGCGGACUGCGCCCGGCGCUUUCCCCGAGGAUGACGAGGAUGAGAUUACCCGGCAGCUUGAGGCUGACCUUGAGCGUCCGUUGACUGACGACGAGGACAUUAUUCAAGAUUCCGAUUCGGAACGAAAGAAAGCCCCUGCGCCCAAGGCGAAGUCGAAGAAGAGCCGGGCACAGAAGGAUUCUGCCGCUAGCCCUGAGCCGUCAGACAAUCAUGAGAUGUUCGACGCGGAACCAUACAUAGCAGACAAAAAUGAUGUAAACGACGAGCUCAAGCAACUGGAGGCUGAGAUGACAAUUGAUGAGCCUGAGGUGCUAGAAGUUCCCAAGAAGGGGCGCAAGGCUACAGCCCCCCGCAAGGUGUCUAAGCAGACCAAGACUCAGAAGGCCAAGGCCGUAAAGGUUGCCCCCGAAGAGGACGAGCCCGCAGUUCCAGCAGAGCCCAGCCGUCCUGAGGAGCCUGCCGAAGUUGAAGAGGACGAGAUUAGCACUGCGACGGUGAUCACGACGAAGCCUGCUCGCACAAGCACUGAUCGAAAACGCGGGCGCCCUUCCAAGGCAUCAUUGGCGUCGCGCGUAUCCAUGGAAGCCGUCAACAAGGUCGAAGAAGUGGACCCUAUCGAGCUGGAGGCUGGAGCGGCCGCUGAGGUUGAGUCAGAGCUUGAAGCCCAGGCUGAGCCUGAAGCUGAGGUCGAGACCGAAGCAGAAGACGUGUCUGCACGUCAGUCUUUUGCUUCGGCACGGCAAACGCCCGCACCUGCGGAGCCCCAAGACGAGCAAGAAGAUGAACUCGAGGAGCUGGAGGAGCCAGAGGAAGAGCUUCCCGAUGAGCUUGCAGACGAGCUGAAAGAGGAAGAAGAGCCAGAGGAGCAAGCAGACGAGCAUCAGCCUGAGCCAGAGUCCGAGGCACCUGAGCCCACACCAAGGAGCGCCAUGAGAACGAGCUCUCCGCCACCACUAUCAUCACCUGUUCUUACCUCAUCGGCCCGCCGCAGUGUGCAACACCAAUCAGGGACCCCACGUAUCUCCCCUGCCCAAUCGGCUCGCCAGGCAGCUGUUUCGCCGUCGCCAUCUCCUCAGUCCUCAGAUGCAGAGAACCAGCCUCCCUCUUCAAGACCUUCUACAACUCAGAAGCGGGUGACACAUGCGCCUAUUUCUUCAACCCCAGCAAGGCCAAGUUCACCGUCUAAGCGAAAGGCUUUGGCAAGUCUCCAAAGCACCACGCCCUGGAACCCCGUUGACAUCGACCUCAUCUUCGGAUCCCCCGAGAAGUCAGACAAGAGGAACCCGGUCGACAGGCUGCUUCACAAAGGCACUGAGCUAACCAGCCCUGAAAAGCGCAUGACGGUCGAAGAAUGGAUUCACCACAACGCCAACCAGGCUGAGUCGAAGCUGCGACAAGAGUGCGAGGCCAUGGUCAGCAAGUUUGAGAGCGAGGGCAGCAAGGCGAUGAACGUUUUGGAGGGGUUGAUUGUAGAUUGA
Messenger RNA from Colletotrichum orchidophilum, 2688 nucleotides. RefSeq names its product AT hook domain-containing protein. The coding region runs from base 1 to 2688 and encodes 895 amino acids. The record is from RefSeq and is a predicted model, not a curated record. NCBI's taxonomy places the organism in Eukaryota, Fungi, Ascomycota, Sordariomycetes, Glomerellales, Glomerellaceae. The transcript is spliced from 4 exons.